Hypanus sabinus (Atlantic stingray) is the source of this 1217-nucleotide messenger RNA. RefSeq names its product growth arrest and DNA-damage-inducible, gamma interacting protein 1 (gene gadd45gip1). Gene Ontology annotation, cellular component: nucleus. The transcript is spliced from 2 exons. Bases 24 to 701 code for a protein of 225 amino acids. NCBI's taxonomy places the organism in Eukaryota, Metazoa, Chordata, Chondrichthyes, Myliobatiformes, Dasyatidae. The record is from RefSeq and is a predicted model, not a curated record.
CCCCGCCAGGACCCCAUUCCAAAAUGGCGGCGCCCUUAGGGUGGAAGUUGUGCGGCCUAAUCAGCCGGUGGAGCUUGGGUGUCUCGUCAAGAUCGCGGCUGUUUCCCCCUGCCCUCGGCAUGGCGGUCGCCGCUGCUUCCUACCACGCCAGGCCGCUGGGUUUGGACCUCAGCGGCCACUAUGUGCCCGGGCCCGAGGCUCCGGAGUGGCAGCGCGGCCCCAGGGCGCAGCGCCGAAGGUUCGCGGCUGUCGGCGCCGCCUCCGGCAUCCCCGCCGCUUCCCUGUGGCCCCAGGCCGCCGAGCUGAGCCUCCUCCGAGAGCAAGAGCGCGCCGAGCCCACCCUACAGCAGAUGUGGAGCAACAUCCGCGACCGGGAGGCCGAACGGCGGCAGAGAGAGCGCAGCAGGCAAAAACUGAUUGCAGCCAACAUGGCCAAGAUGCCCAAGAUGGUUGAGGAAUGGAGGAGGGGGAAACAGGAGGCAAAAGUGAAGCAGAGGGAAGAGAAGGCCAAGAGAGAACGGCUGCUGGCUGAAGCCAGAGUGCGAUUUGGUUACAGCAUUGACCCCCGCAACUCCAAGUUUCAGGAAAUGGUGAAGGAACUGGAGAAAGAGGAGAAGAAGCAGAAGAAACUGAUGAAGAGACGACAAAAAGCAGAGACUGACGGGAGUGAGGCAUCAGCUGCAAUUGCCACAACAUCUUAAAACCACGUGCAAGUCCUGCCAGAGUCUGGACAAGCCUCAAACGAUUUCCAAUAAUUUGCAUGAACCAACUGCAGUAAAUCUGAGGACUCAAAGUAUCUGAGAUGUUCCAUUCUUGGUGACUCCAAGCAUGUGUAAUUUAUUUGUCCUUAGGAUUACAGGAUCACAUUUAUUAGCAGUUAACCUGUUUGUGAUUCUGGGAUCUGUCCCAGCUGGUGCAAGAGUAAUAGUAUCAGAACUUGCUUAAUGAAUCGAAGAGCUAUUACUGGUAUGGGGAUGUCAGAUUGGUUUCUCAUUUGGGGAAAACCAUGUAAUUUUUUUCAGUCAGUACUGUUCCAGGUCAUUGAUAAGCUGGCUUGAGAAACAAUGUCAAGAUUCACUCACAGAUUUUAAUUCUGCAGCUCAUGUAAUCAAUCUUUGGACUUUGUAUAUAAAUGCUGCAGAGACGGAAAAAUCUGUACCAAACUUCCACUGUAUUGAGUUAAUUUGACAUAAAUUAAAAUGAUUAAGUAAUUUAAA